Messenger RNA from Penaeus chinensis, 1702 nucleotides. RefSeq lists its product as uncharacterized. Gene Ontology annotation, biological process: protein ubiquitination. The transcript has 5 exons. Bases 1 to 1626 code for a protein of 541 amino acids. The record is from RefSeq and is a predicted model, not a curated record. Lineage: Eukaryota; Metazoa; Arthropoda; Malacostraca; Decapoda; Penaeidae. Gene Ontology annotation, molecular function: metal ion binding; ubiquitin protein ligase activity.
AUGGAUAUUUCCUUGUAUGAUGAAGAACUCAUCGAGUUCGAAAAGUCACUAUUGAAUUUCAUUACUAAUUGUAACAUGUUUUCCUUAACUGAUUGCAAAGUUUGCCUCGAUAAGUUUAACGAGGAAGACAAGAGGCCUCGCUACAUUCCCUGCGGCCACACCUUCUGCUCAUUCUGCCUGAGUAACCUCCUGAAGAACGGUUCCUUAUCCUGUCCGACCUGCCGCGCUAAACACACUACCUCCGACAUCGCACAGUUUCCCAUUGCUUAUCUCGUAGAAGAGCUAAUCAAGAACUGUACUGUGAGGAGGUCUUUGGCGAAAGCAGGUUCUACGAACUCUCUCCCCGAGUCGAACAAUGGAGAGAGGAAAACGAUCAGCAAGAAGCUAAGCUCACUGAGAGAAGAGCAACAGGAGAGCAUAGAUGUCGUCGAUGACAAUUGUGAGAAAGUGUUCACUGAAUUAGCUAUGUAUAAAGCUGCUCUUGUUCACUGGCAAGCAGACCAUGAUAAAUUUGUAGGAAAGAUUACCAAACUCAUGGUUGAGCCAAACGAGGAGCUAAGGCGACUGUUGGCGGACGAGAAGCAGGCCAUAGAAGACGUGUGGAGAGAAGGACUAGUGCGCCAGGGGGGCCUGUCCUUGGGUUUGUCUGCACUUUCCAAAGCAGAAACCGCACAGCAGGUAGUAACAGCAAUAGACGCCGCUGAUCAGCACCAGACUGCAGCAGAAGAAUGGACCGAAAAGUGUCUCGAAGGUUACCCGAAUAUUACUCUUGCUCACAGAUCAAAUAAGUUACGACUGCUGUUUAAGAAAGCACUGGAGAUCAUAAAUGAAGGAAACGAGGACGGUAGUUGCGCCCCCAUGCACUUGGCGGGCUCCAAAUACAGCAUACCCCAAAAGGUCACUUUCAUUCGUGAAUUAGCAUCGGUGAAAGUCACGGUUGAAGGUCUCCGCGACCCAAACGGGUCGGUAAAGUCCCUAUUGGAUGCCGGCGUUGUUUUUGCAGUGAAAAAGGACGAGGAAGGAAAGAAUCGUUUUGCUAAAAUGUCUCUGACAAACAACAAGACUGUUCUUCAUCAUCUGACUGAUGUUCCUCCAUCCACAAAUGUUUAUACCCUACAGUAUGACGAGAUCAAGUCCCAGGUAAACACGUCCAACACCUUGACGUUCCUGGAUUUGGUGUGGCCAGGCUCGACGCAGCGGCGGCGCGUCCACAUCCGCUUGAGUCCCGAAUCUGCACGAGGCCGACACUUCAUCAUGAUGUGCACGGGGGAGGAAGGGCCUUCUCUCGCCGACACCAAUUUCCAGAAGGUCCUUCGCAAGGGCGGGCCUGGAGAACUCGUGAUGGCCGGGAACUACUCGUGUGUGAAGGGCUCGGCCAUCUUGCCCAACGGUGACAAGUACAGAAGGAAGGCCACGGCUGGAGUGGUGUUUGGAGUGCCUCACUGGGAUAAGGUGUGGGAUGCCCGCUAUUAUGGAGUGUUUCACAUCGCCACCCGGGACUGUCCGAGCUCGUACUAUUACACCGCUUUCGGCCAGGUGGAGAGCGGUCUGGAAACCUUGGUGGCAGCUGCUAACUUGGAUGAUAUCACCUGUGUUAAAAUCGUGGAGUGUGGCGUGGUGCUCUGAGAAGGAACGAGACAACAUACCUGCGUGAAACCAUACCGCACUGUAUGGUAUCGUGCAUUCCCGGGUUCCUGGGGCG